This is a messenger RNA of Eurypyga helias (sunbittern), 2048 nucleotides long. RefSeq names its product cytoskeleton associated protein 2 (gene CKAP2). Lineage: Eukaryota; Metazoa; Chordata; Aves; Eurypygiformes; Eurypygidae. The transcript is spliced from 8 exons. The annotation marks the transcript as partial. Gene Ontology annotation, cellular component: microtubule cytoskeleton. The record is from RefSeq and is a predicted model, not a curated record. Gene Ontology annotation, biological process: negative regulation of microtubule depolymerization.
AACAAAGACGACAAAAAGUAGAAGAGUAUCUAUCAAGAAAAAAGACCUUCUCUGGUGUGCCCAUUAAAGAAAACCAGGCAUCGAUCAGUAGCAAAACCAGGAGAGCAACUAGAAAUAAACUGCAAGAUAAAAUACAGCUCUCAACAUCUUCAAAGCCAGAAAUGGAAAAUAAAGAGAACACUAACGAACUGUCAUGGGACCAAUCAAGCAAAACCUCAGAAAAAAAUGUUGUUAUAAACUCUUCCACAGUCACACUGACAAAUUCUGUGUCAGGGACAAACUAUAAUCCUGAAAAUCAUGCUUUCAAGGAUGAAGUUACUGAAAUAAAAUCUCAGCACGUGUCACUUAGCAAGUCCUUUUUGCAAAUAAAAAGCAUAAAAGAGAAGCAAUUGAUUGCAGAAAAACAAAAUUCAAGUAUUAGCCUACCAAAGAAACCAGUGCCUGGUACAUAUCGUGGCAGAGUUAUCCAAUCCAAGAUAAACUCCUUCCGAAAAGCACCAAAAAACGAGGGGGAAAAGAGUUCUUUGCCAGACAAGAAGCUUUUUCCUUCUGCCACCAAGCCAUCAGUGAGUUCUUUGUCCAUGAAAAGCUGUAGUGAUGUUCUGAACACCGUCAAAGUCACCAAGAACCCUAAUUCUGUAAAACCAAAUGGCGCCCUCCCAUUCCAGAGCAAACCACCCAACGAAGCUGCUAUUAACUCACAGCCCGAUCUGAAGAAAUGGCAACCAACGUUUGCUGUGGCGCUAAAGAAAGUCACGGUCAAAAAAAUGAUUGACGGAAGGGGACCGCAGCCGCUGAAGGCUGCUUCUACCAAUUCUGACUACAGAGUAGUAGGAGUGAAGAAACGACCAGUUUUUUGUGAAGAUGCAAGACCAGAAGCUCCAGGAAAACCAAUUUUUGUUGUUCCUGGUACAAAGUCAGGACAGAAUUCUAAAACUAGUGGCAACAGAAAAUCUGUUCUGGCAAAAGAACUGGCAGAAGAGAGAAGAGCUCGCCUGGAUGAAUGGAAGGCAUCUAGAGGAAAAGUGAUGAGGAGGCCUCCUAUGGCUCUGCUUGUGGCACCCCAGUCUAAAAGUGAAGAACAAGAAUUCUCUUCUCGUGAUUCUUUAGAUCAUGUAUUACAGGAUGAGAAGGUCAACAAGACUCUGGCAGAAUGUCUGCAGUUAACUGAACAGGGAUGUCGAGGCGAUGAAGUGCGUGCUAUGUUGGAAGAUCUGACACGGACCGUUCCUGGGGUUAAAAAUCUUGCAAAGUAUUGGAUCUGCUGUAUACGCCUUGAACAGAUGGGCCCUCUUGAAAAGCUUAUUGCUGUCUAUGAGGAGGCCAUUUUGGCAGGAGCAAAGCCUAAAGAUGAACUACGGCACACACUACUACGUAUUAUGAAAAACACUGAAAGCCUUUUUAAGUCUGAGGAUGAGGCAACUGUGAGAGAAGCUCAUUUAAGUGAGGUAGUGGAAGUCAGCAAGGAACCAAUUUCAUCUGCAGAGGAGGUUCAGGAGGCCUUCAAGGAUCUUGGCUCUGAUGGUGACCAAAAGGCAGAGAGUGAUGACAAGAACGCAGAGACUAGCAGCGAAGUGGUCAAAAAAGAAGAAAUGGAUUUAGACUUGAAACCAAGAGAAGAGAUCUUGCCAAAAAAGAGUAAGAAGCACAAAACUAAAAAACAUACAAAAAAGAAAGGAAAAUGUGAAACAGAAGAGCAGAAUGAAGACAGGGUAAAAGAUAUACCCCAAGCAGUCAAUUCUCUUGAGAAUGAGGAUGACACAUCUUAUUUAAUGGGAUGCAAUCUACCUACCACACCAUGCUUGGGAAGGGUGAAGAUGUACAAUGAGGCAGAUGACUCCAGUGCUAAAGACCUGAAACUCGUUACCCCUUUGCGGUAUUCUCAACGCAUUCGGGAGAAGAUGUGCAAGGCGUUGGAUACUGUCAGAGAUCAAGAUCCAUGUGUCUCUUUGUCUGAGCAGCUGGGAGAAUUGGAAUCAAAAGCCACUCCACUUAUCCACAAACAGAGCAGUGUGUUCAAAGAAACAAGUUCUGAAGUAGAAGAGUAA